Molecule: messenger RNA, 207 nt
Organism: Ostertagia ostertagi
Lineage: Eukaryota; Metazoa; Nematoda; Chromadorea; Rhabditida; Trichostrongylidae
Source: the annotation of a GenBank genome assembly
AUGAAAGAAGAGCUUACAAAACCAUGUGAAGGGGUAAGGCGACCACGACUUGAUGCCGCGAUGGAGCGACGCGAAUCUAUGGUCGCUUGGAGAGCUGCUGGAAUUAACUAUGUGCGCUUCUCCCAGAUUGCAGCGGAAGUCACCAGGAAGUGCACCAAACGCGCACCUAAAGCGGCUGAAGUGAAAACGUCGCCAGCUACAUUGAAA